AUGAAGCAAAGUAGUAGUAGUAGUAAAGAACAGAGACAGUGUGUGGUGAUUUUGAUUUGUUGUGUGCCUUAUCUUGUGGAUUACCAACAUCUUCCGAAUUUUGGAUUACACAUCAUCAUCAUUAUGCCGGUGACGAUCAUGGCUAAAAACUAUUCUCAUUGCCCUUUGAAGAAGAGGCCCGUACCUAUCAUCGAAUCAGAUGAACCAGAAAACUUGAGCACCAAACCCGAGGAUCUGAGCAUCACCGGGAGGUACAGCGCAGUGAAAUCUAUCUCUCCUCCAGUUUCACCUCAGACGACGUCUCCGGUGUCUUCGCCAGCCACGUCGCCGAGACACGAAGUGUUUGCCCAUAAUGUUAAGAGUGAAUUUCCGGUUAAAAGUGAACCCAUCUACCACCACCAACAACAACAACAACACCAUCAUCACCAGCAACAACAACAGCAGCAGCAGCAGCAGCAACAGUAUGCACCGGCUCCGAUCAGUCCGGAAUACGCUCCGCAGACCUGGCACAGAAGUGUCGCUCCCUUGUAUCCACCCACCUAUCCCGCGUUCAUGUACCAUCACGCUUACCAUCAUCAAGAGUACAUGAUGAGUCCGUACAGUGAAUCCUCCUGUUCUCCGCCGCACAUGCAACAACCUCUGCAACCGCUCGCCCUUCGUCCUACCCCAAUCUACCCCAUCGAUCAGCAGAGUCUCAGUCCGAACUCUUCGACGACAUCUCCGCCACCGCCUUCAGUCUCCGCCGAAGAUCUGUCGGAGAAGAGGAGGCAAGGAGGAGUCCGUCACCAAUGCCCGGACUGCGGAAAGAGCUACUCCACCUUCUCCGGCCUCUCGAAACACAGGCAGUUCCAUUGCGCCGCCGGCGACGGUCCGAAGAAGUCGUUCAGCUGCAAGUACUGCGACAAGGUGUACGUUUCGCUGGGCGCUCUCAAGAUGCACAUCAGGACGCACACUUUACCAUGCAAAUGCACGAUCUGCGGUAAGGCCUUCUCCAGGCCGUGGCUCCUCCAAGGUCACAUUCGCACCCACACCGGCGAGAAGCCCUUCUCCUGCACGUACUGCAACAGGGCUUUCGCGGAUCGUUCCAAUCUGCGCGCCCAUCUUCAAACUCAUUCCGACGUCAAGAAGUACUCGUGUCAGACCUGCAGCAAGACAUUCUCACGCAUGUCUCUGCUCACGAAACACGCCGAAGGUGGAUGCACCGGACUCUCGAAUCUCGUUGUCCCAACAGAAAAUCACUAUUAAUUAAAUUCCUAUUACCUUCUACAACAACAACAACAACACAA
Molecule: messenger RNA, 1286 nt
Organism: Nicrophorus vespilloides
Lineage: Eukaryota; Metazoa; Arthropoda; Insecta; Coleoptera; Silphidae
Product: protein escargot-like
Exons: 3
Coding region: 1-1245 (414 amino acids)
Biological process (GO): regulation of DNA-templated transcription
Molecular function (GO): RNA polymerase II cis-regulatory region sequence-specific DNA binding; DNA-binding transcription factor activity, RNA polymerase II-specific
Source: RefSeq, a predicted model, not a curated record